CCAAUCAGAAGCUCGGUGCGGGAAGUUUGAAUUUUGCCGAGGCUCGGAUAGGAAGGUGUUCCUGCUUCAGGGAAGACAGAGUCGUGCAGGCCGAGUGGGUCCCUUUUCCUUUGGCGGAGGCUUCACACGAGAAGGGCCCUCAGGAUGUCUUCAUCACAUUUUGCCGUUCGACACAGAAAAGAUUUAAGCACUGAAAUGAUUAGAACUAAAAUUGCUCAUAGGAAAUCACUGUCUCAGAAAGAAAACAGACAUAAGGAAUACGAACGAAAUCGACAUUUUGGUUUGAAAGAUGUCAACAUUCCAAACUGGGAAGGUAGAAUUCUCGUUGAAUUAGAUGAGUCGUCUCAAGAGCUUGUUCCAGAAAAGGCCAGUGCCAAGCCAAGGUCAGUGAAAACUGUCCUAGGAGAUCAACGAAAACAAAUGCUCCAGAAAUACAAGGAAGAAAAACAGCUUCAAAAAUUGAAAGAGCAGAGAGAGAAAGCUAAACGAGGAGUAUUUAAAGUGGGUCUUUAUAGACCUGAUAAGCCUGGUUUUCUUUCAUCAAACCAGAAUGUUAUGAAAGCUGAGUCGAAAAAGGCUAUUCCAUCUUCUAUGCGGAUUACGAGGUCAAAGGCAAAAGACCAAAUAGAGCAGACUAAGAUUAAUAAUGGGAAUAUUGUUCAAGCAAUCCGACCCGGUCAAAAGCAAACUUCUGAAAAGAAAAUGUUGGACAAAGAGAGAAAAGUUGUGCAACCUGCAGUGCCGACAUCAGUGAGAAUGACUAGAUCGGCUACUCAAGCAGCAAAGCAGGUUGCCAGAACUGUCUCUUCUACCACAAGAAAGCCAGGUGCGAGAGCUGCUAAUGAUAAUGAACCAGAAAGAAAGGCACCAAGUAAAGGAAGACCUGCAAAAAAUACAGAACCACAUCCUGACAAGGUCGUUUAUUUUGAAGUUGAUAAUGAAGAAAACAUACUGGAUUCACAAACUAGUACAGCAGAUGGAAUGGAUCCAGAUGGAGUCUUGUCAAAAAUGGAAAACUUACCUAAGACGAAUCUUGCAAAAACGAAAGGGAAAAUUUCCUUUGCACCUAAAGAUUUUAUGUUUCAGCCACUGGAUGGCUUAAAGACCUAUCAAGUAACACCUAUGACUCCCAGAAGUGCCAAUGCUUUCUUAACACCCAGCUGUACUUGGACUCCUUUAGAAACACAAGUUGAUAAAACUCAAGCAACAAAAGAAAUUUUGGAACAAAAACAUAGAAUAUACUCAACUAAGACUGUACAGCAAGAUUCAAAUAAAUUCCAGUGUCCUUUGGGUUCUGUAACAGUUUGGAAUGAAGAACAUGCCUCAAAUCAAAAUGAAGCUACUACUAAAAAUUCAAACAACCUUCCAAUAAAAGAAGUCCCAUCACUUGAAGUAAAUGAAGGUUACACGUCUCAGCCCCAGCAUGAUGUGCCAUAUUUCAGAAAUGUACUCCAAUCAGAAACUGAGAGAUUAACAUCACACUGCCUUGAGUGGGACAGAAAGCUUGAAUUGGAAAUUCCAGAAGAUGCUAAAGAUCUUAUUCGCACAGCAGUUGGUCAAACAAGACUCCUUAUGAAGGAAAGGUUCAAACAGUUUGAAGGAUUGGUAAAUGAUUGUGAAUUUAAACAAGGUGAAAAGGAGACAACCUGUACAGAUUUGGAUGGAUUUUGGGAUAUGGUUAGUUUUCAGAUAGAAGAUGUAAACCAAAAAUUCAAUAAUCUGACCAAACUUGAAGAAUCUGGGUGGCAAAGCACUAACAAUAAUGCCAGCAAAAAUGUCUCUCGGAAAAAAAUUGUCUCAAGACUAACUACUAAACCAAAACAGGAUGAUAGUGGAAAAAUUGCAGCCAGGAAUCGCCUAGCUGCCAUAAAAAAUGCAAUGAGAGAGCGACUUAAGCAAGAAGAACUUGGUGAGGCAGCAGCUUCAGGAAUACCAAAGAAAGUUGAUACAAUUGUGUUUGAUGCUGGAUUUUUCAGAAUUGAGAGCCCUGUUAAAUCAUUCUCAGGACUUUCUGUCUCUUCAGAACGUCUUUCUCAAAGUCUGAGAACACCUAAGUCUGUCUGCAAAGCUGGGUCUCAGAGCAGGGCUGCGAUGGGCCUUCUGACACAAGCUGCCUCACCGGAGAACGCAGAUCCUCAGGGUGCCAGCAGGGAGCGUACUGAUGAGAAGACUGUAUGUUCCAGUAUUCCUGAAAGCAGAAACAAAAUAGUAGAAAAUUCUCAGUGUCCUGGAUUACAAGAUUUGAUUGAAGUAAACCAUGAUGUAAACAAGAUAAAUUUUGAGGUGGAUUGUUUGUCCAGAAUAAGUUUGUCUCUUCAUGUUGGUGAAAGAGCAGAUGAUAUUAAUACUAAGAACAAAGAAGAAAUUUCAGAUGUGGAAAGAAUGGAACUAAAUUCUUCAAUUAUAUCACAGGACAUUUUGAUGACUAGCCCUGAAAAAAAUAUGCCAUCAGUAAAUAACGUUUCACAAGAAGAAGAAACUAAAGUUUCUCACUCAGUACUAUAUGAUAAUAAAAGUCUAACUACUGAAUGCUACCUUCUUGAUUCACCAGGCCUGGACUGCUGUAAUCCAUCCACUCGGGUGGAGAGGAGACCUCUAGACCAUGGCAGACACGUUUCCUUUGGUGGUAACCUGAUUACCUUUUCACCGCUGAGGCCCCUCAGUGCCGAGCAACCAGAAGAAUUUUGAAUUUGAAAGUAAAUCUGAACAUUUUCCUUCAUGCUGUUAGUGCUGUGAUAUAUUCUUAGACAUCGGAACUUUGGAGAAUGUGUGUUUGUGUUCAGUUCUAUUUGAUUCACUUAUAUAGUAGCAUACAAUGGGUUAGUAGUCUGUGUUCCUCAAAUUGUGUUUUAGAUAUGUUUCUUAUGGGGCAUGGGAUAUUUUGUACAUUAACCAUGCAGAAUAAAAAGUGUUGUGCAUUGCCUCUUGUUCAAAAUGUAUAGCUUAAAGUGUACUUACUGAGAGUCUAUAAACAUUCCUUAGUUCAACUGAAAUACACUAUUAAAUUUUGACAGAAAUAUUUGUAUUUGU
Molecule: messenger RNA, 3030 nt
Organism: Lepus europaeus (European hare)
Lineage: Eukaryota; Metazoa; Chordata; Mammalia; Lagomorpha; Leporidae
Gene: DLGAP5
Product: DLG associated protein 5
Exons: 19
Coding region: 145-2688 (847 amino acids)
Biological process (GO): signaling; regulation of mitotic cell cycle; chromosome segregation
Cellular component (GO): cytoplasm; spindle pole centrosome; nucleus
Molecular function (GO): microtubule binding
Source: RefSeq, a predicted model, not a curated record